Messenger RNA from Quercus robur (English oak), 1564 nucleotides. Its product is annotated as F-box/kelch-repeat protein At3g06240-like. The coding region runs from base 109 to 1305 and encodes 398 amino acids. The record is from RefSeq and is a predicted model, not a curated record. The transcript is spliced from 2 exons. NCBI's taxonomy places the organism in Eukaryota, Viridiplantae, Streptophyta, Magnoliopsida, Fagales, Fagaceae. Gene Ontology annotation, molecular function: protein binding.
CCUUACAAAGAACAUCGUUAGCAAAGGCCACUUUAGUCUUCCUAACUCUGUUUCUUUUACCCUUUACACACAUCUCUCUCUCUCUCUCUCUCUGGAGUGUCUCUCAAAAUGUCCCAAAUGGGAGAACCACAGAUUCUCCAGCGGUGGAAGAACCAUCUACCACACGACAUCGUACUAAACAUCCUGGCUAGACUACCGGUUAAAUCAGUGACAAGAUUCAGGUGCGUUUGCAAAUUCUGGAACUCCUCAAUUACCACUCCUUAUUUCAUCUCCACUCACCUUAAUAACAGCAAAAGUAAUGAUGAUAAUGAUUAUGUCAUACACAUGCCCACGUGGGAAGAUAGAUGCCGCAUAGCAACUUGGGAAGGAAGACCAUUAGCCGAUACGGUCGCUCCUUCUGACACAUUAGUCUGUACGGUUGCUUUGGGUCGCACGUUUGAUAGGAUUUCUGAGGUUAGAAUUCCCUUUGAUUUUGAUUCUGAGUCUGUCCAAAUAGUGGGUUCGUGCAAUGGCUUAUUGUGCUUUGCCACUUCCGGGGGUAAUGUUAUAUAUUUGUGGAACCCCAGCAUUAGAAUGUUCAAGAGAUUGCCUGAUACUAAGCGCUUAGGUAAGUUAGACUCUUUUCAACUCGGAUUUGCCUAUCAUUCCGAGAAUGAUGACUACAAGGUUGUCAGGAUUUCACAUUCACAAUUGCGUAUACAUGAGAUUGUGAGUGAGGUGUACACAUUAAGUUCAGAUUCAUGGAAGAAGGUUGUAAUCUCAUUGACAAUCGGGAUUUUCUUCUGGCAUCAGAAUAAUCAUUUGCCAGCCCCAUUGGUUAGUGGAGCUUUGCACUGGGUGGCAGAAAAUCGCGGGGUUGGUGGUAGAGUGAUUUUGUCUUUUGACGUCAAUAGUGAGACAUUAAGAAAACUAGCACUGCCCAAAUAUUCUACCCAUGCCAGUCCCUGGAUUGGAUUAUUCAAGGGGAAACUGGCUUUAUCUACCUGGGAGUAUAAUUAUGGAAAUUCUGACUUCCAGUACUGCAUAUGGAUGAUGAAGGAGUAUGGUGUGGUUGAGUCUUGGAAUAAGCUUUUUGUUAUUGGAUCUUUUAAACAGAACAUUCAUUGGAGUGCCUUAACCAAGGAUGGUUCACUUAUACUCUGCUUCGUCAAUCAUCGAGUAGAGAGGACGGGAUUUGAGUUUGUAUUAAUUGACACUGAUACUCUGCAUGAGAAGAAGGAUCCUGAUAUCACAUAUCCUUCAUAUGUAGCUACUUUCAAGGAGAGCCUUCUUUUACUAGAUGGAGCAAAUGUGGUUUCCUACUAAAAAGAUGGUGCUGUGCAUGUAAGAAUGAAGUCAUUAGUAAAUAAUUGGCAGGGAGGUGCAAAAAGGAAGAAUGAGAUGGCUUCGGGCUGGCAUUCUGGGUUGAAAGGUGAAUUGCUGCCUAUAUAUUUAGGUUGUAUUAUCAAUAAGGUUCUUGAAUAAAUAUCGGGCAGUGUGGAAGGCUGUUAACAAGUAAAUGGUCGAAUUUUUGGGAUGCAAAUGUAGCUUCUUUGCCUACAUCUUAUUUAAGAUUCUUGUGUAC